AUGUCCGUGCGAAAUGAUCCCACGCGUCCAGAGGCCAUCCACUCCUCCGCUGUCAGGGUGACGUCGGCCUCAAACGGGGGGCGUGCCUCUGUGCGUGAAGCUGCAGAGGAGGAGCUGCACCGUCGGUCCCGCGCUCACAUGCACCUACACACCCACACCACUGCGGGACUUGUGAGAGUGGUCCGGACCGUGCAGCUCCGCGCAUGCAGAAACAAACCGUCGCGUCUCAACCUGUGGAAUGAAACUCCUCAAGCAUCGCAUCGACCCCGCCUUGUAGUGACAGGUUCCUUAGCGGACAUGGGAAAACUACAGAGCAAGUUUCGCCGGAGGUCGGAUCUCUACAAGACCACGGGUCAGAAGGACGACUGUGCUCUGGACAGUCAGGUGGUGCAGUAUGAGGCCGCUCACCAGGGCUCCAUCAACACUGUGGUCAGUCUGAGCCCAGAGGCCUGUGUGUCCGGGGGCAGUGACCAGGCCGUGGUUGUGUACGACUGGACCCAGGGCCGCAUGUGCCAGUCCUUCCAAGGCCACACCAGGGAGGUCACCAAGGUGGUGUGUUACCCCGGUAGCAUGUGGAUCUUCAGCGCCUCCAGGGACAAGGCUGUGUUCAUGUGGGACCUGAACCAGGGCUACGAACCCAUCCAGGAGUUCUGUGGACACGAGCUGGUGGUCAACGGCCUCGCGGUCAGCCCCGACGGGAGAAAACUGUGCAGCGGUUCGCGUGACAACUGGAUGUGUUUGUGGGACAUCGAAUCUGCCAAGUGUGAACAACGCCACAACAUCUCCAGAAACCUGGUGACUCACGUGUGCUGGGUCCCCGGCAGCUCCUCCAUCGCACAGACAUCGGAGGACAAAACCAUCAGGAUCUGGGACAGCCGGGCGUGGCAGGUGACCAACACGUUUCCCGCCAAACAGUACAUCCAGACGCACUGCGACGUGUCUCUGAACGGGAACUACCUGGUAUCCAGUAGCAACGGCUUCGGAGGACAGGGCUGCGAGGCCACGCUGUGGGACCUGAGGCAGCCCGGCUGUAAAGUGGUGGAGUACAGGGGCCACCUCCAGACCACCGCCUGCUCCGUCUUCCUCCCCUCUGAUGGUGGGGGGAGCCCUCUGGUGGCCACCUCCUCACACGACAGCUCUGUCAAGAUAUGGGACCAGAACACAGCAGCGUGUGUGGGGACUCUGACUCUGGACGGAGCAGGGCCUUUGGUGUGCUUGGCUCCCAGUGACCCGUUCAACCUGAUCUGUGCCAGUUUUAACUCCGGCCUGCACCACCUUCAGCUGGGCCAGAGCUCUCCCAAAGGCCAGAGCUCCGCAGCCUCCGCAGGGGCCCUGGACCUCCGGCUCCUCGCACGCUUCUAA
This is a messenger RNA of Knipowitschia caucasica, 1362 nucleotides long. The record is from the annotation of a GenBank genome assembly. Lineage: Eukaryota; Metazoa; Chordata; Actinopteri; Gobiiformes; Gobiidae.